Vigna angularis (adzuki bean) is the source of this 2316-nucleotide messenger RNA. Its product is annotated as cation/H(+) antiporter 15. Gene Ontology annotation, molecular function: antiporter activity. Gene Ontology annotation, cellular component: membrane; endomembrane system. The record is from RefSeq and is a predicted model, not a curated record. Gene Ontology annotation, biological process: proton transmembrane transport; regulation of pH. Lineage: Eukaryota; Viridiplantae; Streptophyta; Magnoliopsida; Fabales; Fabaceae. The coding region runs from base 1 to 2316 and encodes 771 amino acids. The transcript has 3 exons.
AUGAAGCACAAUUCCAUAACUAGUGUGUAUAAUGAUACAAGCACUGGUAAUCUGGUGGUAUGUCUAAACAAUGACAGAACUAUAGGCUCUUUAGGCAUGUGGAUUGGCGAUAAUCCAUUGGAUUUUGUGAUUCCUAUCACAUUAUGUCAAGUCAUCAUACUCGUUUUACUCUCAAAACUGUUGCAUUAUAUCCUCAGGACAAUACAUACACCUAAAUUCAUAUGCUCUAUCAUCGCGGGAGUUCUGUUGGGGCCGACAUGCAUUGGGCACGACGAAGCAUUCCUUGGGACUAUGUUUCCGCUAAAACAAGCUUUGGUUAUGAAUACGUUGGCCAAAAUAGGUACAAUUUACUGUGUGUUCCUAACAAGUCUGAAAAUGGAUGUAUUGACAACAUUAAAAGCAGCGAAACGAUGUUGGCGAUUCGGCGUGUUUCCCUUCUUCGCUUCCUUCUUCGUCACGGCGACUAUGUUGUCUUUCUAUUCGCCCCAUGGCGCUGACAGAGACAAAAACAAAAUGUCGAUAUACAACUUCCCCAACGUCUUUACCCUUAGCAGUUUCGCUGUUAUAUCAGAUAUCCUCAUGGAACUCAACCUCUUGGCCACGGAAUUGGGCAGAAUCGCUUUGUCUUCUGCCAUGAUCAGCGAGAUAUUGCAAUGGUGUACGAUGGAGCUCCAGUUCAACACAAACUUGAGCUCAGGAUUUAUAGUUGUGUUAUUGGCAGGUGCAUGCGGGUUCGGUCUGUUGUGUGUUGUUAUCGUGAGACCACUGGUGAACAUUAUUGUUGAAAAAACACUACCCGGAGAACCAAUGAAAGAAGUAUACGUUGUUGUGCUACUUCUGGGGCCACUUGUUAUGGCAGCCAUUAGUGACAGCUUGGGGGUAUUCUUCGUUGCGGGACCUCUUCUCUAUGGUUUUAUUCUGCCCAAUGGACCCCCAGUGGCUACAACAAUUAUAGAGAGGGUUGAAUUGAUAGUCUCUGAGUUUUUUAUGCCUUUCUUCUACAUGUAUGUAGGCAAAAGAACGGAUUUGUCUGGCCUUCAUGACCAUUGGAAGGUGGCUCUAACAGUUCAGGGAAUCUUAUUUUUGGGAUGCGUGGUAAAGAUAAUUGAUACAGAAGUAUACAGUGUAGCGGUGAUGUACGUGGUGUUAAUCACAGCACUCUGCGUACCCUCGAUCAAAUUCUUGUACAGGCACUGUCGCGUCUGCAUAACACCAACAGUACAAGAAGGUCGUGUGAGAACAAUCCAAAACUGCAAACCAAACACAGGCUUCAAUAUUGUUUCGUGCGUGCACACGGAUCAACACGUGCAUAGCAUGAUUGCCCUAACAGAGGCAUGCAACCCAACCCUAGAAAGCCCCAUUUGCCUCUACGUGAUCCAUCUUAUUGAGCUCUCCGGCAAAAGCACACCCAUUCUUCUUCCCAUGAACAAGAACAACAGAAAAUCUUUGUCCGUCAACUACCCCAACACCAACCGCAUUUUACGUGCAUACGAGAAUUACUCUGAAAACUCAAGUGGCCCUGUAACUGUUCUUUCAUACGUCAACGUUGCGCCGUACAAAAGCAUGCACGAAGCAGUUUGUAACCUCGCGGAAGAUAAUUCGGUGCAUCUCCUCAUUAUUCCAUUUCAUCAAAAUGAUCAGAGUGUGGGAAUCCACGUAUGCAGCGUCUUCCGUGAGCUGAACGAAAAUUUUGCUGCUAACUCAAGGGGAACGUUGGGGAUUCUUGUGGAUAGAUUCUCGUUGCUGAGUAUGAGUAACUACAAGAUGCCUUUUCAUGUGGGUAUCUUCUUCGUGGGUGGAGAAGACGAUAGAGAAGCAUUAGCGUUGGGAAUUCGAAUGUUGGAACGCGCCACCACGCGCGUGACCUUGAUUCGGUUUGUUUUGCUUAGGAAAGGAGAUUCGGGGUUUUUGAUAUAUGGAGACGUGCAAAAUGAAGAGGAUACGUUAGAGAGGACGUUGAACGAGAGUUUAAUAGAUGAGUUUUUGGCGAAGAAGGAUUAUAGUUUUGAUCUUGUUAACGUUGUUUACCAUGAAGUUGUGGUGGAAGGUUGCAUACAAGUGUUGGAAGCUAUUAGGGUAAUGGAGAACGACUAUGACCUAGUGAUGGUGGGGAAGCAACAUAGUAUGGGAGAUUUUAGGGAAGAAGAAAUGUCAAAUUUAAUGGACAAUUCAGAUCAGUUGGGAAUUUUGGGGGAUAUGUUGUCAUCCAGUGAGUUUUGUGAAGGAAAAACUCCUGUGUUGGUCAUGAAAUCUGGAGUCAAAAGGGUAAAACAAUUUACAAAUUCAGGUCGUCAUAUCUUUCGUAGUGCUUCUUAA